Molecule: messenger RNA, 942 nt
Organism: Meyerozyma guilliermondii ATCC 6260
Lineage: Eukaryota; Fungi; Ascomycota; Pichiomycetes; Serinales; Debaryomycetaceae
Product: CCR4-NOT core subunit
Exons: 1
Coding region: 1-942 (313 amino acids)
Biological process (GO): mRNA catabolic process; negative regulation of translation
Cellular component (GO): CCR4-NOT core complex; CCR4-NOT complex; P-body
Source: RefSeq, a predicted model, not a curated record
AUGUACGCAGCUGUUGCCAAGGGACAGCCUCAGGUGCCCCAUGCACCUCAGGUUCCUCAGGAGCAGAAUAAUCAGAAAAAUAGAGCAUUAAACGACGAACAAAUAUAUCAAUGGCUCUCUGAAUUAGUGAGAGGCACGAAUAGAGAAAGAGCACUUUUGGAGUUAGGCAAGAAGAGAGAACAGUACGAUGACUUGGCAUUAGUCUUGUGGAAUUCUUUUGGAGUUAUGACGGUCUUGCUUGAGGAAAUAGUCUCGGUGUAUCCAUUUUUAAAUCCACCUGUGCUCACGGCUUCUGUCUCCAACAGAGUUUGCAAUGCGUUGGCCUUGCUUCAAUGCGUUGCCUCAAAUGUGCAGACCCGGGGCCUUUUCCUAAGUGCUAACUUUCCCCUUUACUUGUACCCUUUUCUUUCAACGAAUUCAAGACAACGGUCAUUUGAAUAUCUUCGUUUGACAAGCUUAGGAGUCAUUGGCGCCUUGGUCAAAAAUGAUACCCCCGAAGUCAUCAACUUUCUUCUCACGACGGAGAUUGUACCGUUGUGUCUCAACAUCAUGGAAAUCUCAUCAGAACUCUCGAAAACUGUGGCAAUCUUUAUCUUGCAGAAAAUUUUACUCGACGAUCAAGGCCUAUCCUACAUUUGUACUACCUACGAACGAUUUCAUACUGUUGCUUCUGUUUUAUCCAAAAUGAUUGAUCAGCUUAGCCUCAACACCAAUGUUCAAUCCCAAGCCCCACAGCAGUCCUCCAACAGUUCUGGAAGACUUUUGAAGCAUGUUGUCAGGUGCUACAUGCGGCUCUCUGAUAACCUCGAGGCAAGAAAAGCUUUAGCCACAAUACUUCCCGAACCGUUGCGGGAUGGCACUUUCUCAUCUAUACUACAAGAUGAUGUAGCCACGAAACGCUGCUUGGCUCAGCUUUUGUCCAACAUCAAUGACCAGAGGUGA